AUGCCAAGAGCUCCGUCGUUAAUAAUGCUGUUCGUAGCACUGCUAUUCAUAAGUGUGGACGCCGACCAAAACCUGGGAAAGACCACGUGCCCGCUUUGUAACAUGGAUGUUAAGGCCGACAUCAAGGCCACUAUUUUGGGCGACCAGUACAUUUACGCAUGCGAGAUGGCCGGUCACAUUGACUCAUUACAGAACGACCCCGCUGCUAAUCUGGGCCCUCCGAAGAAAGCUGACAUCACCACGGACGAGAUUUACAAAAGUGCGACGAACAUCAAGUGCCCCGUGUGUGGCAAAGGCUUUGACCAGCUCACACACGCCGUGCCAUGGAUCUCCAAGGGCUCUCAAAAGAUCUACACGUGCUCGGAAGAGCAUGCAAAGAUUGUGUUUGACAAUCCGACCAAAUUUGUGGCAGCGCAGCUCUCGACCGACGACUUUUGCGAUGCCGGUGCGGCUGCUGAACCCACAGGCUCGACCAUGUUCAAUGGCUUCCAGCUCGCUAUUGGUGGCGAUGCCUCGUGUUUGCUACUGCUCUUCCAGCCAUGGGUGAUCUCAUCUGCAGUCAAAUAUGCCUUUGCUUUCCUAGGUGUCGUGCUGCUGGCCAUGUCACUCGAGGGCUUUGGUGAGUUUCGCGAGUGUAUGAAAAGUCGGCUCUAUCGAGACUACGGUCUCGUGUCCAGUCAAACCGACUAUUUGCCGUUAUCCACGCCACAAGUCGGCAGCGUCAGUAAUGGGCGUAAUAAUGGCAGCCUCGAGCCUUUUGCGCACAAGGUCGGCCGCGUGCCGGAUAUGCUCCCGCUGAGUAUCGUCCGUCGCCUGCCGAGCUGGUGCAAACUGGUGCUGGCAAUUAUGUACAUGGUACAUUUGACUUUGGGCUAUUUUGUCAUGCUGGUUAUCAUGACGUUUGAGACGCUCAUGUUUGUAGCUGUAAUUCUUGGAAUUGGUCUGGGUUUUGUCAUGUUUAAGGACACUGAUGCCGACAAAAUUAGUGGCAGCAUCGACCCAUGUUGCUCCACUUAA
Molecule: messenger RNA, 1017 nt
Organism: Peronospora farinosa
Lineage: Eukaryota; Oomycota; Peronosporomycetes; Peronosporales; Peronosporaceae
Source: the annotation of a GenBank genome assembly